GUCGGUGCCAGACUCGAGUGGAUGCAGAGAACGAGUGGCGUUACACAAUGCCGAGCUGAAGCUGAAGCUUUGUUGUUUGGGUUUGCAGCGAGGCAGCAGGAAGAGACGCGACGCGUGCAGGUCCUGGUCAUGCGGGCAUACGCGUUGAUUCUCGCGGAGUUUCAAAGCGCGUUUACUCGGGUCAUGUGCGGCUCUGACGCGUUGCGUUGACCGACGCUCGUUGACCGGUUCCUUAUCAUCAGCCCACGGCCCACUCCGUCUCAUUACAUCGCCCCUUGCCAUCCCUCCGCCAAACUCCGCCUCGCGCCCUCCUCGAGUUCUACUCCUCCUCGACGCAUGGCUCAAACAUACACCGAACGCUGGCCACCCCGCGCAUCCGCCGUCGCACUGCAAUUUUUCCAUCCUCCCGCGGCCACGCCGAUCGUCACGGCAUCCUCUGAUCGCUGUGACUCGCAACCGCGCAGUCCGACCCGACUGGGACUGUACGACCUCCUGAACCACGACGACCACCCGGCGCCCUCGACAUGGCGCACCACCAAGCUCGCCUCCGCCUACUCCAGACCGCUCGCGCGUCUCUCCCUCUCGAGCGACGACGCCCCGCCUCUCACCUCAGACACCUUCUCCGAAUACUCUGAAGACCCGCACUCGCGUAGCUCCCACUUCGGCGCCGAAACGGACCCCGAGGAUGAUGGAUUCGACGUCGACAUCGUCACCGCAUCGGACGACGACGAGCCUUUCGAAUCGCGACACGUUUCGUACGCCAUCUCCGACGAGCGCGGGCGGUGGAACGAGCCGGUGCCCAAACGCGUCGCCCCGGCCGCGAUACCCAUCGCCGACAUCCGGGCCCGGUUCCCCUCGUCGUCCCCCGAGUCAUCGUGCACGCCGAUGACGGCGCGAUCCGAGCGGUCGGAUUACUACUCGAGCACCUUUGGGGAUGGAGAAGAAGGGGAAGAAGAGAACAGCAACGGGCGAUCGGCGUCGCCGCUGCCACCGUCGUCCCCCAUGUCCGUGUCUGCAUCCGGGCUGGACGACGAACAGGACAUCGAGCUCGAGAUGUUGCCCGGAUCGGACGAUGGCAAGCCCCGGGAGCUGGAGGAGGAACACAUGCCUCCUUCUUCUCAGGUUGAAGCUCUACACGAGCCCGCGCAACCUUUGAAAGAUUCGUCGUCAUCGGCGCCCCAUUCAGCAGAAGACGAUACCGCGCCGAGUUCAUCUCCCGCAGAUCGCAGUCCAUCAGGCCACCUCUCGCAGCAGAUGCACCUAACCGAUGAACCUUGCGAACAACAAGCCAGCGUUCUCCUAUCUGCACAGAACGUCGAAACUCCUGAGCCGAUCGCAGACUUGCCGCUAUCAGCCGGCUCGUCGCAACCCAAUCUCGAAUCGGCUACCCAAACCUCCUCACUCGAGUCGCCCCUGGACUUGGCAUCAAUCCCGGAACCCUCUCUCGCACCCGGGUCUGAACAACGCUCUACAUCGCCGAUGGUGCCAGAACUCGCGCAUACCGCGGAAGAAGAAGUCACCCCUGAAUCGAUAAUGGCGUUGGAACCCUCGCCCGACACCGUGGAUGUCAGUCCUGACCUCGACCUCCUCAUUGUGCCCGUAUGCUCUCCCGAAUCGGAGGAUGUUGAUCUGGAUCUCCCGUCAUUGCCGCUUUCGCCUUUAUCCUCUCCACCCGCCUCCCGCGCGUCCAGCCCGGAACCGCUACCGCUAUGUCAAGAGUCGCUACCAAAACCGGAGGACGUGCUGACGGAGUCGGCGAGUGCAAUUCCGGAAUCGGACGACGCCGUAAUGGCUGUCGUUGCAGCCGCCACAAAGAAAGUAGACGCGAAGGACGAACUGGAGCUGGAGGAAGAGACGGUCAUGAAGUCGAAACAAAAGUCGAAGGCGCGGAGAAGGGCGCUGGCUGAUGCGAGCGAUGCGCGCCCGAGGAAGAAGAAGCGGGUCAGUGUUGAAAACGAAGAGGACCUGGGCGAAGGAACGUCGAAGAGGAAACCGAAGGCGAAACCGAGGGCCAAGUCUCGGGAUACGGAAGCCGCGCGUCCACGACCGAAAACCAAGAAGGAGACCCGGAAACGCAGGCCGACGCCGAGAUCGAGCUCGUCGCCUUCGCCCGAAAUGGUUUCCGAAGAUGACGUCGCUUCGUCUUCGUCGCGCGCGAGCUCGGCUGGUCCUGCACCGUCAAAACGGGCCCGACCGGCGGCGUGCGCGGAAUAUGCGGAGUACCGCGGGAUGCUGAUCGAGGCGUUUGCGACGUCGCGCGCGUCGGCGCUGUCGGCGGCGGUGCUGUACAAGAUCGUGAUGAGCACCCGGCCGGCGUUGAGCUCGCAGAAGAGCAAAAAGGAAUGGCUGGAGUAUUUGACGCUGGUGAUGGAAGACGGCGCGCGGACGUGCGGCGUGUUUGGGCGCGUGGAUAGCAGUAAUACGGACGAUUCGGAUCGGAUACUGGACGCGCGGUGGUUCUACUGUCCCGAAAACGACGAGGACCAGGAUCGGGCGGCGCUGAUCAAGAGCAUGAACCCGCGCGCGGAGAAGCGGAGCGAGACGAAGAAGUAUAAGCAGUAUUACUGGCGUCCGCUGGAUAAGAUAAGCAGGUGGGACUCGGAGGACGCGAUCUGA
Molecule: messenger RNA, 2616 nt
Organism: Punctularia strigosozonata HHB-11173 SS5
Lineage: Eukaryota; Fungi; Basidiomycota; Agaricomycetes; Corticiales; Punctulariaceae
Exons: 4
Coding region: 337-2616 (759 amino acids)
Source: RefSeq, a predicted model, not a curated record